Pollicipes pollicipes is the source of this 748-nucleotide messenger RNA. RefSeq lists its product as uncharacterized. Lineage: Eukaryota; Metazoa; Arthropoda; Thecostraca; Pollicipedomorpha; Pollicipedidae. The transcript has 5 exons. The record is from RefSeq and is a predicted model, not a curated record. Gene Ontology annotation, molecular function: RNA binding. The coding region runs from base 44 to 748 and encodes 234 amino acids.
UGGCCGCUGUCAAAAGGAGAUCAUUUUGUUACAAGAGCGCACCAUGGAGGAUGAGAUUCAGGCCGGCGAGGACGGCCUCUACUGCGUCGGCUUCAAAAACGUGUAUGCGCUGACGCGCGAUGAGAUCUUGGAGGCGCUGUCGCAGUACGGCCGCACGCGCUCCGUGCGCGGCUCGUGCGACGGUCUCAAGCGCAGCUGGACGUUUGUGCGUUUCUCCAACCCGGAGGAGGCGGUGCGCGCCAUCACGGGCCUUCGCUCCUCGCCGCACCUCUGUGACGUCAACUACGUGAAGUACGUGCAGGACCGGCUCCCGCCGGCCAGCCAGGCGGGCGUAUCGCCGCUGGUGCGCGCCGAGCCGGUGCCGGAGCUCUCGCCGGUGCGGCCGCCGGCGCCGGCCGCGGCGCCGCCCACCGGCACCCGGCACGGCCACCACGAGGUUUUCAUCGGCAACUGGCCGCACGACCUCGAGCGCGACGACGUGUUCCAGCUGUGCGCCAAGUACAACGUCGAUGCGGUGGACGUGCGCCUCUACAAGAAGGAGUUGAAGUGCUAUGCGUUCGUGGUGGUCUCCAGCGCCGAGGACGUGCGCCGAGCCAUCGAGCUGCUCGACGGCGGCAAGGUGGCCGGACGGCAGAUCGUGGUCAAGGAUUCACGCAACAGCCUCGCCAAGCAGGAGCCGGCAGCGCAGCCACAGGAGCAGAAGCCGGUGCCGCCCCGCAUCCCCGCCGCUGGUGAUGCCCGGCCCUGA